Messenger RNA from Amphimedon queenslandica, 5355 nucleotides. RefSeq lists its product as uncharacterized. Gene Ontology annotation, biological process: metal ion transport; cell communication. Gene Ontology annotation, cellular component: membrane. The record is from RefSeq and is a predicted model, not a curated record. The coding region runs from base 99 to 5294 and encodes 1731 amino acids. The transcript has 18 exons. Lineage: Eukaryota; Metazoa; Porifera; Demospongiae; Haplosclerida; Niphatidae.
CACCCGCUAAUAAAUUCCCGCGGUAUGACGUCACUUCGGCGGCAAAAUUAACCCCGCCUAUCAGCACAUGCAAAAAAAACAAAAACAACAACAAGUACAUGGCGGCUACAACUUCUUUGCUUUGGGUUGUUGUAGUCCUUUCUACGACCUUAUUCGAGCCCUAUGUAGCUAACCCACUGUACAGAAGAGGCCUUCCAUUGCCUCCAGAUCAUGCUACUUCUGCAAGCCAUUACGGGAACCGUUUCUCAAUCUCAUUCCCUUCAUCCACUUACGAUGCCUCGUACUACAUUCACUUGAUACCGGAAUUACCUACUCCCAUAGAGCUAAUCAUCAACAUCACUGACUCGCUUAGCUUGCUAUGGCCCCUGAACGGAUCUCUGAUCGGCCGCAGCAUAAGCAGACUCAAUUUAACUUCAAAUCAUGCUGUUGUCCUUCCAACAGACUCUGCUGUCGAUAGAAACAUAUUAAUAUACUCUUCUAAUCCGAAUCAGACCUUUAGUGUAACUGGAGUUGCAAAAUCGGAUCAUUUCACUUCAACUUUUCUUGCUUUGCCACCCAUUGCUCAUAACUUCAUUAAAAGAUACCAGUACACUCAAUUCUCUCUUCCAAUUGAAGAUACGACGAACAACGACUACUCCAUGUUUUUACUCAGUGACGUUUUCAAUAGAGUAGCCCCUUUCUCACUUGCACCUCCAAAUCUAGAAGAAAAGGUCCAGAUUCGAGAUGUGUAUCAAUUGUUUGCUAACCCACAACGAACCAUACAGGGUUUUCCGACCCCCUUCAGGUCUUUAAGACCAGAUGACACCUUUCAUUUUGAGAGCUCUACUGUCGAUAUGACUGGUAUCACAGUCUGGGGGGAAGAGCCGUUCAAUUUCAUUGCGUCCCAAGUUUGUAAUAUAAACCCAACAAAUAGAAACUGUCGCCAAGUCAUUGAACAGAUACCUCCAUCGCAUACUUGGGGUUACUUAUUCCAUAUAAUGCCCUUUGAAGACCCUCCAAAUCCAGGCUACCUUAUUCGUAUCCGCCCACUUUAUCACAAUAGUUCCGUGACGUACAACUGCCAUGAUGACAUUGAAGACAGCACAGACUUCUCGCUAGAAGGUUUAGACAUUGACAUCAAGUCACAGACUCCUUGUGUCAUCACAGCAGAGCAGCCUAUCGCUGUAAUGCAGUAUUUUAUAGACGAGGACAUUGCGUUAAUGGUUUGGGUAGCGCCUGUCAGUCAGUACCAACAAGUCUCUGCUUUUUACGUCCCGUCAUUUGGACCCGAUUUCAAACACUACAUAACAGUGACAGUCAAUGAGAGAUGCUUUAAUUCAUCACUUAUUCUCAUUGAUGGACUCCCAAUCGACUCUGAUUCAAACUCUUGGACUCCUUUAUAUUGUAGCAAUGCUUCCAGUGAUGCCUGUGGAUAUGGUUACUCUACUAAUGUUAGCAGUAGAGACAGGAGGUAUACCGUGGAGCAUGUGGAUGAGAUAUGUGCCGUUAACAUAAUCAGCUAUGGAUGGAGCAGCAGUUCUGGAUAUGCUCAUUCUUGUGGGUAUAAAAUGGAGCCGAUUGGAAUCCCCAUACUGUCCAUAGAUCAUGGCGAAUACAAUGGCGAUGAAGGUGACAAUAUCACUAUUAGCUUAACAAGAAGAGGCCACAUACUAACUGAUUUAACUGUUAGAUAUGAAUUGAGGACACUGACCGAUAUACCAGGGCUAAAUAUAUCUGAAAGUUUCCGAAGAACAAAUGGUCAAAUCACCAUUAGCAGUAACACUACUAAUUUUAAUCUUGUGCUGCAUGGAAUCGAUAACAGAAUAGCCGAGGCUGAAAGGCUCUAUAUAAAAUCAUUUAUCUUACAUUUAUUUCCUAUUGAUGGUGACGAUGUGUACAUGCCUUAUAACACGACAAUCAUUAGGAUUAAGGAUGAUGACAUACUAACAAUUGGUUUUGAAGUUCCUACUGUCACUGUGACAGAAGGUGAUACUGGCUUGAACUUUAUUCUGCGCUCUAGAGCUGGUAUUAUUGAUGGCGGUACUGGUAUAUCAGUAACAUUAACUACCAUUAACGGAACAGCUCUUGUUAAUGAAGAUUAUGAACGCAUUAAUGAUGGUACCCUUCGUCCUGGGCGAUCGCAGUGGUCUCUUCCAUACACCAUAAGGAGUGAUAGCAUCGUGGAACCCGUUGAAUACUUCACAGUUAGUUUAGGACUCAGGCUGGUCAGACCAAGACCAAAUGUACGACUAGGACUUAACAGGCUCAACGUAACAAUCAUUGACGAUGACAGAGUUUUUUUCAGGUUUGGGCAGGCAAAUUAUUCUUUGCCGGAGAAUAACGGCUCAGUAGUGGUUACUGUUAACAUGGGUGGUACCACACGCAUUCCACUGAAAGUGUCAAUUGAGACAUUUGAUAUCACUGCAUAUGCUAAUACUGAUUAUAUGCCCCUUAGUCGGACUGAGUUGACAUUUUUAAAUCAAAGCUCAAUGAGGGUUACUCUGUUGAUACUUGAUGACAUGUUCCUUGAAGGAAAUGAGGUUUUUGGAGUUAGCCUAACUAGUACAGACCCACGAGUAAACUUUGCUGCCCCAAGAAUUGCUAAUGUAAUAAUUCAAAACGAUGAUAGUGUUAGCAUUGGUUUUAAUGUUUCAAAUGUCGAAGUAUCCGAAAACGACGCUUUUGCUAAUAUCAAUAUAGUGAUUGAUGGAACUGUCUCGUAUAGGGACUUUUAUAUACACUUUGAAACUCUUCAAGACUCCGCAGUGGCAGGCUCCGAUUUCAUUCCAAUAUCUAAUGAUAUACUAUUCCCUGCUAACACCACGGUCAUCACAAUAUCUAUUAGGAUUAUUAAUGAUAGUAUAACGGAGCAAGCAUCGGAGUCAUUCACUGCCAUUGUGAGAGGAGCAGACAGGGACCUCUCAUUUGUUAAAGUAUCCAGUAUAAAUCAGAUCCCUGUAGCUAUUAAUGACGAUGAUUGUAAGUGCCUUUGUAUUGAGAAUGUCUGCGUGUCUGUCAGUGAUUACAUUAUUAUUUUGGAACGAGUAGACUUCUCAUCAAGCUCACCCAUUGCUUCAUUCCCCGUCAUUAUUAAUGAUGAUGAUAUUGUAGAGGAGCAAAUUGAGUCUUUUGUUGUUAGUAUUUCAUCACGUCUGUCACUGAGUGGAAUUAUUAUCAAUAGAAAUUCAACUAGAAUUAACAUCAGAGAUGAUGAUGUCUUGACUGUGUCUUUCAAUUCUUCAUCGUACAGUGCUAAUGAGAGUGAUAGUGUUGUCAAUGUCUAUGUUGAUGUCUUUGGGUUGAGUGAACUCAGCCUUCAACCAUUUUUCAUGACAAUAAAUAAUGGAACUGCCAGAGCUGGUUUUGACUACAUACCAGUAUCGAGGGCACUGAGUUUAACAAACAAUCAAGUGAUUGUUCCCAUUACUUUAACACUGGACCAAGCUCUGGAGAAUAGAGAAAGCUUUACAGUUUCUUUGACUAGUAACUCAAGUUCUCUAGUAGUUAAUAGGUCAAGAGCUGUUGUAUACAUUGAGGACACUAGCAGUACAUUAUUUUUCAUCACCAGUGGUGCUAACACACGUUUCAAUGAAUACGAAGAUGUUAUAGUCAGCUAUGAGUUUCCUGGUGAAUUUGAGAAGUCGAUAUUCUUUAAUGUGAUUGUAGUUGACAUCAAUACAACUAAUGGAGAUUAUAGAGAUGGGUUUCAAACGAUAGAGAAGUUGCCUAAUGAAAGAAAAAAAGAUGUCCGGAUCCGUAUCAUCAAUGAUGAACUAGUAGAAGGACCAGAGACAUUCACUGUAUUCACAACAACAGCAGAAAGAAGACUUAGUUUUAUUGGCAGUCCAUUGAAUAUCACUAUUAUUGAUGAUGAUAGAGAAGUUUCUUCCAUUUGCACUAUUCAGUCUUCUUCAAUUGUCUAUCCUUUUCCUUCACCUGAUCUGUCGUAUCGUUAUCGAAGCAGCUGUGAACAUAUUGUCCUCAAAAGGUGUGGCCUUACCUCUCCUUACCUCCUCACUGCCGUAUACGAUGAUAGUGAUCUGGAUAAGAUUGGUUUUCAAGUGACCGAUAAAACCAUCGUCAUAUUUAAAAACCUUUCUUUAAUAUCAGAGAACCUUGGAGACCCGAUCCGUUUGGGCAUAGGCCUCGUUGAGUAUAGAACUAUAGAUCUCAUUGUUAAUAUAUCAAGAACUGACGUUAAUAUAUUAUUAAACGAGACAGGUUUAUUAAUUAAUGUACACAUUAAUGAGACUAAUGGUAUCGUCCUAACUGUCACUGAUCUGGGCGGAGGCGAAACCACCUGCGGAUUGUGUGGCUCUUUAAAUGGUACCCUAUACCUGAGUAAUGGAGUGGAUAGGCUAGUAUUGAAUGGUAGCACAGUUGGAGGAAGGAUGGUGGAUGAUUUUGUACAGAGUUGGGUUGUUAAUCCUCAAGAGAGAUUGUCUACUAGUGGAGAUGUGAAACCAGAAUGUGGCCUAUUAGUUAACGACAGUAUAACUGCUGAUCCACUCUUUCGUCUCCCCCUCCCUCCCUUUUCCCACAGCUCGCCCAGUAGGUAUCUCUGUUACGAAAUACUCGGUCAACGUGGUGACACGUUUAACCUAGUAUCGGACCGUUGUCUCUCAGUCUCCGCCCUUUAUGUACCCAUGAAUCAUCCGACUGAUGGAAACGUGAUUGGAGCUAUUGGCAUCAAGACUGUUGAUAAUAACGGAUCCUGUAUCAGUGUGAGCAUUUCUCAUGAAAGUGAUAGUAGCUGUUCUUUGACAGUCAAUGGCGUUUCGAGAACUCGUUAUGAUGAGGGGGCAGGCGUCGUCAUGACGACAGACGGUGGGCGUGUACUUGUUAGUGCUGCAAAUUGCGAGAAAGAGGGCGUGGUCAUGUGGGUUAAGUGUGGACUUGUUGACGGUCAGAGGAUGAUCGAUUUUGUGAUUAGUAGAGGUGCCAAUCUGAGACAAACUUCACAUGGACUUUUAGGUCAAUUUUGGAACACACCCAUCACUAUAGCCCCAUACACUAUACAGUUAACGCAAUCAUUGCUGGAGGACUUUGAUCAAACUCAGCUCUAUACCAUUCAAGUUAGUCCAGUUGGAGGAACCAGUCGUCAGUUCAUAGGAGAGCUCUACCAACGAAGUUGGGAUCGAUCUUUUAGGCCGUGCCUCUACGUGGGCAGCUCCCAGGGGGGAAAAUUGAAAGAUAUUCCCGGACCCUCUGACAGUGUUAUUGAGGGUUCCUAUAUUGAUUAUUUAGUGCCGGGUCUCCUAGCUACUGAUUUUAAAUUUUCUAGAUUCAAAAACUCAUUCUGCCCGUCAAACUAAUAAUAAUAAUGUUAUUUUCAUUCCUACUGUACAUGCUGAUUUAAUUUUCAUUAUUAAUUUU